Molecule: messenger RNA, 1137 nt
Organism: Trichoplax adhaerens
Lineage: Eukaryota; Metazoa; Placozoa; Uniplacotomia; Trichoplacea; Trichoplacidae
Exons: 1
Coding region: 1-1137 (378 amino acids)
Source: RefSeq, a predicted model, not a curated record
AUGUAUUUCCUUACUGUCUCCUCCAGAGAAGACAAAAAAAAUCGUCUAAAAAGAAAAGCAAGUGAUAAGAAAACAAGGUACUGGCUAAUGGGAUUAGCCACAGUCGGUGGUGGGAUUGCUGUAGCUGUUACCGGAGGCCUAGCUGCACCUUUGAUUGCGGCUGGAACCGGCGCUAUACUAGGAACAGCCAGUGCAACAGCAUUAAGUUCCACGGUCGGUUUGGCAGUCAUUUCCUCUCUAUUUGGGGCGGCAGGUGCUGGACUAACAGGUUAUAGAAUGAAUCGAAGAUAUGGUAAUCUUGAACAAUUUCAAUUCGCUAUCUUAACUAAUGGUAGAGAGCCACAUUUAACUAUAGCUAUAUCAGGCUGGUUGCUUAACAGCUCCGAAAGCGACUUCCACAAACCCUGGUCGACAUUAUACAAUAGUAAAGAGCAAUAUACUUUGAUAUGGGAAACCGAGUACUUAAACGAAUUAGGAUCAUGUUUAAGCAAGCUAUUUUAUAGCACUUUAAUCUCUGAAGCUUCUAUAGAGCUUUUAAAGCAGACUGCUCUAGCUGGUGUAAUGGCUGCGGCUGCCUUACCAGCCAUAAUAUUAAAAGUUGGUUCUGUAAUUGAUAACCCCUGGAGUGUAUGUUGUAGCCGAGCAAUUCAAGCGGGAAAACAAUUAGCUGACGUAUUACUGACAAGAAAGGCUGGUAAAAGACCCAUAACUUUAAUUGGUUUUAGCUUAGGUGCUAGAGUAAUAUACUAUUGUUUGGAAGAAAUGAGAAAUCACAGCGACUGUAAGGGGAUAAUCGAGAAUGUUAUCUUACUUGGUACACCUGUCACUGGAUCUACCAAGCAGUGGAACGAGAUUGCCGAACUUGUAGCUGGUAAGGUUGUCAAUGGAUAUUGUCGCAACGAUUGGAUAUUGCAUGUUAUUUAUCGCGCUAGCAGUACGAAUUUAGCAAUAGCUGGCCUUUCCCCCAUUGAAUCUACAAAUAGUAAAAUUAUCAACGUAGACUUAUCGAAGCAUGUCUCUGGCCACUUAGAUUACGCUGCAAAAAUGGAGUUGAUCUUGGAAACAGUAAACGUACGCACUGUUAAUCGUUAUCAUGAGGAAAAAAUAAAAUAUGAGAAACAAGUACAAGAACAGUGA